Rosa chinensis is the source of this 1169-nucleotide messenger RNA. Its product is annotated as syntaxin-52. Bases 255 to 953 code for a protein of 232 amino acids. The transcript is spliced from 6 exons. Gene Ontology annotation, biological process: vesicle fusion; intracellular protein transport. NCBI's taxonomy places the organism in Eukaryota, Viridiplantae, Streptophyta, Magnoliopsida, Rosales, Rosaceae. Gene Ontology annotation, cellular component: endomembrane system; SNARE complex. The record is from RefSeq and is a predicted model, not a curated record. Gene Ontology annotation, molecular function: SNAP receptor activity; SNARE binding.
UUGCACAGUUGUAGCAAGAUAAAACUGAUACAAAGAUAAUAGAAAAUCUUAUAGAUUAGAAAAAGCCAGUCGUGAUCGGAAAAGGACUCCCCACUAUUCCUGGCGUCGUACGGCGUCGUCGACCUUCCGAUUAACCCUUUAUCAAUUCUCUAUUCUCAAAACCUGACCUCCUAAUCCAGUCUCCCCUUGUUUCAUUCACCAAGCAAUUAUUCCCAUCUUCCACGAUUCACACUCGCAAUCCCUAAAUCAGAUCAAUGGCAUCUUCUUCGGACUCAUGGAUGAAGGAGUAUAAUGAAGCAGUAAAACUUGCUGAUGAUAUCGGUGGUAUGAUAUCUGAACGGAGUUCAUUUCCCGCUUCAGGUCCAGAAACUCAGCGUCAUGUCUCUGCUAUUCGGAGGAAAAUUACAAUAUUGGGGACUAGACUUGAUAGCUUACAGUCCGAAUUGUCAACACUUCCUGGAAAGCAGCCCAUAACAGCCAAAGAGAUGAAUCGUCGGAAGGACAUGGUUGCAAAUUUGAGAUCAAAAGUUAACCAGAUGUCUUCAACGUUGACAUCAAACUCUGGUAACAGAGACAGCUUGCUUGGACCUGAAAUAAGUAAAGCUGAGGCCAUGGGCCGAGCAGCUGGCCUGGACAACUAUGGCCUUGUUGGUCUUCAGCGACAAGUUAUGAAAGAGCAAGAUGAGGGGCUUGACAAAUUGGAGGAGACUGUAGUAAGCACAAAACAUAUUGCAUUGGCAGUCAAUGAGGAACUCACCCUGCACACUAGGCUUAUUGAUGAUUUGGAUGAACAUGUGGAUGUUACUAACUCCCGGCUACGGCGAGUGCAGAAGAACUUGGCAGCUUUGAACAAACGCACGAAGGGUGGUUGCUCGUGUAUGUGCAUGCUUUUAGCUGUUCUCGGUAUUGUGGGCCUGGUUGCUGUGAUAUUUUUGCUGAUCAAAUACUUGUAAUUAUGCUAACCGUAAGUCCAUAGAGAACAAAGAACUCGUGUUUGUUGCAGUUUGUGUGUUUAUGUGGAGUGGUCUUGGUUGUGAUAUUGUAUUCGGCUCUCAGAUGUUUUGUUUAUGAAUUUCGGAGGUGUUUAAAUAAUUGUAAAUUUUCAUCGCUUGUUGGCGCUUUUGUGUAAUUUCCUUUUGUUUAUAAAUUUUGAUUCCAUGUUUUAUCUA